AUGGAUGUAACGUCGCUCCGUCUGGUGGUUGUGGUCUUGUAUAUCGCGUGGAGCGCCCUACCCGCACAAUGGAGCACGUGCUUCGCUCUACUUGGGGCAUACAAUGGAGAUGACCAUACUUUUGCGACCACCAAUGAUUACGUAUCGUUCGUAUUGCACAACGGAUAUCCUGACAUGCGCAGUAAGCAGGACGUCUUGGACGAGCAACUGGUGGCAGAAGAAAGGGAGGCGAAAGUGUUGGACGUGUUUCCACCGGAAAUGGUCGAAGAUGAGAAACUUGGUCGCAACAAGCGCUACAUUAACAGUAACAUUAACCGGCGCUGGACUCGCGGCAUUGUCCCCUACACAUUUGAUGAAUCAUUGGGAUCCUACAAACGCGACAAUAUUAAGGGUCAUGUAUUUGGGAUGUUUGAAUACUGGACCCACAUCCGGUUCGUGCCAUGGAACGAGAGCGUACCGGAAGUAUUCAACCUUGACCACCGGAACUACCUCAUUUUUGUAGACACAGGAAGCUGCUGGUCCUGGGUGGGCAACAGGAAGGGCGAGCGUGGACAACAAAUAUCCUGCUGCACCGAUAUGGAGUGCGUGCACGAACUAGGUCACGCGCUUGGACUACUGCACGAGAUCAACAGUCCACUCCGAGACCAGUACAUCCGGGUCAACCAGGAAAACAUCAUAGACUAUCUUGCUGCCAACUUCAAGAUACUCACGUCCCCGGCGUUCAAGACGUUUGACCGUUACGACAUGAGCUCCAUCAUGCACUACGCGUCCAAUACAUUCAGUAAGAACACGCAAGAGACAAUCACCCCCCUGGACCCGGACAUGCGCUACUUGCUGCAUCAGCAAGACUUCAAAGUGUUCUACAUGCUGCAAGAGAUACAGAGCGUCUACAGAAUGCAGGACGAGAAAUGCCCCGACUUUCCUCUGCCGUGCGCCAAUGACGGCUACGUAUCGUUCAUAGAUGGUCAGUGUAGAUGUCGCUGUCCAGACGGGCUGGAGCCGCGGACCGGAUGUAACACACCGCUGGGAGCAGAUUUGUGGCCAGCAGGAAGUUAUUCCUUGUUACGCCCUCCUGGUGACGACUGUCCGGUAGGAUUUCAGCAUGGCUUCGUGCAGUUGGUGGACACCGCAAACGCCCGUUUUGACCCACUGGAUAUGGGGCGUCUCAACACGCUGUAUUUCUGUUCGAAGCGAUACGACCACACUACCGGAAGAAAGCCCACGUGGCCUUCUGGAAACUACUGCGUGUUUAGCGGAGCCAACAACACGUGCCCAUCAGGUUUCCAAGAGCACCAGGCAUCAUACAGGACCAACAGAGUGUAUGCGGACUUUGUAGCGGGCGGAUCAGCACCGCCUGGGCGUGGCCUCGAUUUCCAACAGGUGGACCCUACGCGGGGACCGUCUGAGACCACUGACCAUCUGUUGGGUCCCCCUGGCAGUCAGAUUCUCCUCGAGUUCUCGGACUUCAGCGUUCCCCGCGAGACCAGCGAUAAGUCAUGUGACAGCUACAUCGAGAUACGUCAUCUGUUGCCAGGGCAACCAGGCAUUAAGUAUUGUGGUGAUGGAUUCCGGAAGUCGGUAUUGAGUCAGAAGGAAACCCUGAGCCUCACUCUGGGGUCAAAGGGCGCUGGCCCAGCCCAGGCCAUGUUCAAGGCGUCAAUCACGUUUAUAACAGCUGAUGACCUUUGUUACACGAAUAGCGGCCUGGACGACAGUUACCAUGGCAAUGUCAAUUACGACCAGAACUAUGAACCAUGCGUGCCCUGGGACCGGGUGACCCACUGUCGACAUCAUGUCUUUAAUGUCACGCACAUGCAGCUGGAGGGUAAUAUGUGUCGCAACCCUGGUCACGGCACCGCGCCUUGGUGCUACACGAACGCUGAAACAUGCGCGCGCACCUACUGCGACGUCUGCCAUUUGAGGGCCUGCAUUGACUUGUUCGACGACUGUGAGUACUCUGUGUACAAGAACCCCGGGUACUGCGCCCAGGAUCCAGAGGCGACCAGGGGAUGCCGGAAGUCUUGCGGACUGUGUGCGCAACGGCAAUUGGUCGCGUCCGAAACGUGUAUCGACAGACGGACGGAUUGUAGGACGAUAUUGCACCGCAACCCGUUGAUGUGCCGAGAGUUUCCGGACUUUGCCGAGAAAUUGUGUCGGCAGACGUGUCGGCUCUGUAACAUCACGAGCAACGUUCAAACAUGUAAUACUUUUAAAGACUUGUCGAUAAACGUUACAACACAACGUAUGAACGCAAGUGUCGGUGACGUCAUAACGUACACAUGCAUAUCCGGUCAUAUGCUUGUGUCAGGUGACCUGAAGCGACAGUGUAUGGCUGAUGGAACGCUAAGCGGAAGUAGCCCGAACUGUGUGGACACGUUUGAUGUAAGCACCAGACUGUUUCAAGUCGACAUACGGCGCCGACAGUCAGUGGGAGAACAUGAUCGUGUAUAUGCACUCAGCUUCCUGCUGGUGGGGUCGCACACUGUGAACAUUGAACAGAGCGACCGCAUAGUCACCGUGGAUAUUCCUCAGGCGGAAAGGAUCACCGUUCAACCCAGAGACUUCAUAGGACUUCACUUUCAACAUAAGAUACACGCAGGGAUCGCAAGGGACCCGUGCAUUUCUGAGAACUCUCCCUAUCAUAUCGAAACAUGGCGACCCCCGCAGAGCGCGAGCUGGCACGUGGGUCACGUGUACGAUAUGUCACGUGGUAGUGACUGCAACAUUUUCUCUGUGAACGCUGUGAUAUCACCCCGUAGAGAUGUCGUGGAAAACUUUUAAAGUGUUGAUGUUUUACCAUAUGGAUAUGGCU
This is a messenger RNA of Dreissena polymorpha, 2812 nucleotides long. RefSeq lists its product as uncharacterized. Lineage: Eukaryota; Metazoa; Mollusca; Bivalvia; Myida; Dreissenidae. The transcript is spliced from 21 exons. The record is from RefSeq and is a predicted model, not a curated record. Gene Ontology annotation, biological process: proteolysis. Gene Ontology annotation, molecular function: zinc ion binding; metalloendopeptidase activity. Bases 1 to 2781 code for a protein of 926 amino acids.